Molecule: messenger RNA, 3126 nt
Organism: Prorocentrum cordatum
Lineage: Eukaryota; Dinophyceae; Prorocentrales; Prorocentraceae
Source: the annotation of a GenBank genome assembly
GAGCCGCAAGUGAUGAUCGACUUCCCAGACGAUGCGGCGGGCCUGCGCUGGCAUCACCGUCUUCGUCUCAUCCAGACGCCCUCGCUGGGCGUCUGGAUAGCCAGCACCCCUGACUACUCGGUCCUGAGGCUGGACCUCAACGUGCACCGCGUCAUCGCGCUGGCGCGCAACGGCCCCUUCCCCGCGGCUCAGUGGAACGAGAGCUACAUUUUUGACAGCCCGAUCCCAGCGGCGGACCUCGCGCGGAUCAGGCAGCAGGCUGGGUCGCUCGGCGUCGUCCUCGGCCAGGUCGGCCCAGCGCCCGCGGCCCCUCAAGGUGCGGCCAGGGUCUGGCGAGUCGCCGACCUCUCACAUCGCGCCUUCGGGGGCGAGAUCCCCGCCCAGGUCCUCGGCGACCCAGCCGCUGACAUCACGCCCGGCGCCGCGGGCGAUGAGGACUACUUCUGCGGCCUCGUGUUCUGCCAGCUCGUACCCGACCCUGACAAGGACGCCCGGGAGAGGGCCCUCGUCUCAGACCACCGCAAGGACUUGCGGGUCGCUGGCGGCACCCGCGACCCGCUGGCAGACCAGCGUCUGUCGUCCUUCGUUGACUCCUUGGCCCUCCAGCACGCCGCCGCGGACCCACCGUUCCCUCUCGGCGGCCAGAGGGUCGCGCACGAGUGCAUGCGCACCCUGCGCGCCACGGGCAUGGAGUGGGUCGACCUCACACAUCAGUUGGACUUCGUCCACAAGUCAGGCAUCUCGCCCAACAGCAACAUCACGCGCGCGCACCGUCGCCUGACGGACGCGCUGCGCGCUUUCCAGCAGCAGGACAUGCUGAACUUUCCCAGCCUUGUGGGCAUCGAGGCCGCGGAGAGGCGGCGCUCGCCCCGGCGCCGCUCGGCCUUUGAUACCUCCGCGGUCUGGUUCUCUGGGGGCCGCGCGAGAGCGACGCCGACGGGAGUGCUACCGCGCGGCACCUCGUGCGGCGUGCGGCGGCGGCGCAACCGGGCGAUCAUGGCCCCGAACGACCUGCCCGCGAACGCUGCCCAAGCAUCUGUUCUCCAGCGCGUUCAUCAGCGAGUGGCUGCCUUCGUCGAGCCGCUCGGCGAGGACGGUGAUGACGCGCUUCAGUCCAUUCUCAAGUCCAAGGACAUCUACAGCGCUCGGCCAACUCCUGUUCGGCCCUAUGAAGCGCAUAUUUUGAAGAUUCUCGACAGCGGCACCCGUCCGCCUCCCAUCCGCUCGCUGGCCCCUGAUUCGUCGCUGCCGCUCAUCGACCACCGCGAGAGGUUCAUCUACCGGUCGCAGGCAGUGCUGGACACGAUGACCGAGACCGGCGAGCUCGCCCCAGCGCACCCGUUCUGGGGCGUCAACCUGAGGCGCGACCCCGAGCUCAGGCUCGACCUCUUCAAGAAGCUCAUCCGCAUCGGGCUGGUAGGCGCGCGCGCCCGCUGCCGCGCCCGCGCCGGCAUCUUCUUUGUAGGCAAGAAGGGCGGUGCGCUGAGGAUGGCCAUCGAUGGCCGGGAGCCCUCGGCCAUGCACCGUCGGCCCCCGCGGACUGAGCUCGGCUCCGCCGCCGCGCUCGGCUGCCUCUGCCUCGACGCCGACACGGCUUCUUACCAGAUGCAGUGGCUCGAGGUCGGCUCCUGGUUUUGCUUCGACUUCCCUAUGGCCAUCAUGAACUUCGACCUGGACUCCGUCUACGACGAGGUGAGCCGCUCCUACGUCCACGUCGACCCUGACACCGCGGUCUACCCUUGUUUCCAGGGUCUCGCCAUUGGUUGGAGCUGGUCGCUCUUCAUCUGCACUGCCAUCGCCGAGGACGUCACGAGGAUUGGCAUCGGCCAUGUCCUCUCGAUCCCCGCGGAUGCCGCCAGGAUCGUCUCCGAGCGCGCCCCUUGCGCCCGCCCCGGCCGUGGCGAGCUGGCCGGGGCCUCAUGCGUCGACAACGCCAACGUCGCUGGCCCCUCGCGGGAGCUCGUGGACGCGGCGCUGCGCGCCAUCCUCCGCGAGUUCGAGAGGCGCGGCCUCUCCUACCGCGAGGUCUGCCACGCGACUCAGGACAUCGUCUGCUGCGGCGUCCGUUUUGACGUCAUCGUCGGCCGCGCCGUGCCGCAGCGCGACCGGGCCUGGCGGUUGCGCCGUGCCAUCACCGCCCUGAUCGAUCGCCGCGGCUGCACGCCGACGGCCAUGGAGGUGAUCCUCGGCCACGUCGUCUACCACUUCAUGCUCAUGCGGCCCGCCCUGGCGAUCCUGAGCUCCCUCUACCGCGUGGCCUACUCGGAGGCCGACUACUGCAAGUUCGACGUUGAGCAGCUGCGCGAGCUCGGCCUCGUGAAGGCGCUCAUCCCGCUCGCCGGCGUCGACCUCGGCGCCCCAUGGCACCCCUGGGCCCACUGCUCGGACGCCAGCAUGUGGGGCUACGCUCUGGCUACGUCCAAGUUCGAGCCCGACGAGCUCAGGGACAUCGAGGCCUACCGCGAGCGCCGGCGUUUCCUCGCCCUGGACCGGUACUCCGACGAGGGGCCUCCCAGGCGACGAGUGCUCUACGCUGGCCAGCUACGGAUCCCGGCCCUGCCUGACUCCGCCCUGGCGGCUCGCAGGUGGCAGCUCGUGGUGCGCGGCGCCUUCAUCUUCGGCGCGCCGAUCCACGUCCUCGAGGGCCGCAUGACCCUGCUCGGUCUCCGCCGGGCUACCCGGUCCGUCGCGGCCCACGGCUGCCGCGCCCUGUCGAUCGGAGACAACCUCUCGUCCAUGAUGGCUUUCGAGAAGGGCAGGUGUGCCAACCCUGUCCUGCGGCAGCUCGCCUGCCAGGCUGCUGCGCGGCAGCUCGCCACGGGUAUCCAGCACUACCACCGCUACUCGGAGAGCAAGCGGAAACCCGCCGACUACGACUCCAGGGCCGCCGACCGCUUCGAGCUCGCGCCCGGCCAGACGCAGCGGGGCGCGGCUCGCGACCUCGGCGUCGCCGGCGCCGCGCCGGCCCUGCCGCCGUUGUGGGGGGCGCGGCGCAUCCUCGAGCUCUACGCCGGCUGCGCGCGGCUCACGGCCGCCUGCCUCGACGAGGGCCUCCAGGCUUGGGCCCCCGUCGACAUCUCGCGCGGCUCCUGGCACGACCUGACCGACAAGAACGUGAUCGGUUGA